AUCUUACUUCUCAAAAUAGAGUUACGCCCGAUACCUACGCAGUAGCUCUGAGCAGGGGAGCCUUUGUAAAGUGCUGUAAGCUCUGUGCAUUCCGAUUUCUCUCUUUCCUUGUAUCUCUAUUCUCUGUUACUAAAUCUAGAGUGGAUUCGCUAGAAUCCCAGAUGCCAGUUUUGACGCAUUCUUCUCGGAGCUUUGAGAAUCGUGGAGUUUCCUGCUCUACCCUGCUCUCUUUCUUUACUUGGAUUUUGCUUCCCAAAAUCAAAGGCCCCUAAUUUCAGUUGAUUUUUUGGGUUUGUUUUUGCCUAAUUUUGGGCUUUGAGAGGUCCAAUCGGCUGCAGAUUCAUGAGAAAAAACCUACACGAAAAUAAAAGAAAAGAAAAGAAAAGAAAUUUGGGUUUUGGGGUGACCGUUGCUGAGCAAGAUGGGAUGUUCAAACCGGGGAAUAUGCGCGAGAUUGUUAAUGGGGUUGAUGGUGGUUUCAUCGGCCGCGAUGUGUCUGGGAAACACAGACCCCCGUGAUGUUGUUGCAAUAAAUAGCUUAUUUGAUGCUGUGGGUCGUCCGCCGCUGCGUGGAUGGACACUUUCUGGAGGAGAUCCGUGUGCAGAAAACUGGGAGGGUGUGGAAUGUGUGUUCUCAAACGUAACAGGAAUUGUUCUUCCCGGCGCGAAUCUGAGUGGACAACUGAGCGAUAACUUGAAUUCUUUCGCAUCUCUCAUGACACUAGAUCUGAGUAACAACCAUAUUGGAGGUAGCAUUCCAUCCAAUUUGCCCGCUACUGCCCAGCAAAUUUUUCUUUCAGGUAACCAGUUCAAUGGAACCAUCCCGAGCAUGAUCACUUCAUUGACUCAAUUGAAAGACAUCUGUAUUCUCAUCAGGUCGCUCAAUAAUAAUCAUUUAAGUGAAGGAAUACCGGACGUAUUUCAACAGCUUACGGAUUUGAUAAAUUUGGAUCUGUCAGGCAAUAAUUUAAGUGGUCAACUGCCGCAAUCCUUACAGGAUCUAUCUUCUCUUACCACAUUGCACUUGCAGGACAAUCAAUUCACAGGAAUGCUUGAUGUUCUACAGAAUCUUCCCCUAACUGACUUGAACAUAGAGAACAACCUGUUCUGGGGACCCGUACCAGUGAAGCUGUUCAGUAUUCCAAAUUUUAGAAAAGAUGGUAACCCCUUUAAUACUACUGUUAUACCAUCACCCCCGGCCUUGGCCCCGCCCCCAGCAACGGCCCCAACCUCACCUGCUCCAUCAUCUUCAUUGACACCAUCUCCUGAACAAUGGCAUCAAGGGAGACAACCAAAUCGACCAUCUGCCCCUGAAACAUCGAGCUCUGCAACAGCAUGGAGAUUCUUGACAACUAAGAGAAUUGUUUGGGUUUCCAUUGGAGGGACUUUUAUCAUUUUAGUAAUUGCUGUAGUAUCAUUGUUUUUGAUAUCGAGAUGCUGCAGAAGAAGGCAAGUGGCCAACAAAAUUGCCAAGAAGCAUGAUAUAUCUGCAAAUAUAGGCCCCAAACCUGCAUUUAAUGAUUGUAUGCUGCAACUAAAUGGUCAAUUUGAGAAAGCUGUUCCGAGAGAGGUAGUUGUGAAGUCAUCGCUGCCACCCCGGCCUCCUCCCCCACUUCAUCCUGUUGAGGAGGUCAAGCCCACUGAAACAACUUGUGUGAGGCACACAAUAGAAGAUACAAACUGUGCAAGUUCUUUAAGCUCCUUUACCAUUGCAUUGCUUCAACAAUGCACAAAUAGCUUUUCUCAAAAAAAUUUUAUUGGACAAGGUAUGAUUGGCAGCGUUUAUAGGGCUGAGCUUCCCAAUGGAAAGCUACUGGCUGUCAAGAAACUGAAUGCUGCAGCUUCCAGAUGGCAGACUAAUGAUGAAUUUCUUCAGCUAGUGUAUAGUAUCUCAAAGCUAAAAAAUGCAAAUCUUGUUGAGCUGGUGGGUUACUGUGCUGAUCAUGGGCAAAGGCUACUUGUGUAUGAGUAUUGCAGAAAUGGGACACUCUAUGAUGCGUUGCAUUUGGAUGAAGAGAUUCACAUGAAACUUUCAUGGAAUGCACGCAUUUGUAUUGCACUUGGAGCUGCAAGAGCCCUAGAAUAUCUGCAUGAGGUCUGUCAGCCACCAAAUGUGCAUCGGAAUUUCAAGUCUGCUAAUAUUCUUCUUGAUGACAAGCUUGCUGUUUGUGUUUCGGACUGUGGUUUGGCUCCACUAGUGCCAUCUGGCUCUGGAAAUGAGUUGUCAGGAGACCCUUCGUCUGCAUAUGGUUAUGGUGCUCCAGAAUCUGAGUUAGGAAGCUAUACUCACCAGAGUGAUAUAUACAGCUUUGGAAUUGUAAUGUUAGAACUCCUCACAGGGAGAAAAUCAUAUGACAGGUCGCGACCUUGGGGUGAGCAAUUUCUAGUUAGAUGGGCAAUUCCCCAGCUUCAUGAUAUCAAUGCAUUAUCAAGGAUGGUUGAUCCUACUUUAAAUGGAGCAUAUCCUUCCAAGUCUUUAUCACGAUUUGCUGAUAUAAUUUCCUUAUGUGUGCAGUUGGAACCUGAAUUUAGGCCCCCAAUGUCCGAAAUUGUCCAGGAUCUAUCACACAUGAUUGAAAGGGAAGGAUGAGUAAAGAAAUGGAUUGCAGUAGGAAAAGAAAAUGUCAAGAACCAGUGAGCUUGAAGAGGCUAGAAUUUUGGUCUGACAGAAACUUUCCAGAAAUGAGAAUAGACUCCAGCUGCAUGCUUAAAUCUCUAUUAUUACAAUUCAUGAUUCAUGUACAAAGGGUUUCAUUUGAGUUAACUUACAAAGUAGCCUGCUCUAUAAUCCUAGGGCUGUACCUGUUUGAUUCUUUGCUUGAGUAGGAUCAUUUCUCCAUGCUCAUAGUAUCACAUGGGCUUAUUUAUUUUUUGAGCUGUUAUAUUUAUGAUAGUUUAUUUUUGUGCUAUUCCUUGGUAAUGUAAUUUCUUAUGGUUGUAAAUAUUUUGUGCUGAUUCAUGUCUGAUGUUAAACAC
This is a messenger RNA of Malania oleifera, 2976 nucleotides long. Its product is annotated as protein STRUBBELIG-RECEPTOR FAMILY 3-like. Gene Ontology annotation, biological process: protein phosphorylation. The record is from RefSeq and is a predicted model, not a curated record. The transcript is spliced from 16 exons. The coding region runs from base 422 to 2590 and encodes 722 amino acids. Lineage: Eukaryota; Viridiplantae; Streptophyta; Magnoliopsida; Santalales; Ximeniaceae. Gene Ontology annotation, molecular function: protein kinase activity; receptor serine/threonine kinase binding; ATP binding.